Molecule: messenger RNA, 1143 nt
Organism: Cylindrotheca closterium
Lineage: Eukaryota; Bacillariophyta; Bacillariophyceae; Bacillariales; Bacillariaceae
Source: the annotation of a GenBank genome assembly
AUGCAGGUCGAAACUCCGCAUCAACAGGAUCACAAUCCGCAGUCCUUGAAGUCAUACUCUCGAAUGAUGUCAAACGUCGGACACCACCAGCAGAUUUCCAGACUCCACGCACCUGAUGCGUCGCUUCCAUUGAUUCCCCAACCAUUGGUCCCAGUCCGAGCGAUAUGUCAACGCCUCUUGUCGGUACGAGGGAGUCCACCUGGAACCUCGGCAGCCAUAUCCGAAGCCGAAGUGAGGUUGCUAUGCACGCUGGUACGGCCCAUACUCCUCCAGCAAGCCAUGUUGCUAGAGCUUGAAGCGCCCAUCAAGAUUAUUGGAGACAUCCAUGGACAAUACAACGAUUUGCUUCGUAUAUUCGAAUAUGGUGGCUUUCCGCCCUGUGCUAACUAUCUUUUUCUUGGGGACUAUGUCGAUCGAGGGAAACAAUCCAUCGAAUCUAUAUGUCUGCUCUUUUGUUACAAGAUUCAGUAUCCCGAAAACUUUUUCUUUUUACGUGGCAACCACGAAUCGGCCUCCAUCAACCGGAUUUAUGGAUUUUACGACGAAUGCAAACGACGGUUUUCCAUCAAGCUUUGGAAGGUCUUUUCCGAUGUCUUCAAUUGCUUUCCCAUUACGGCCUUGGUGGACGAAAAGAUUCUUUGUAUGCACGGUGGAUUGAGUCCCGAACUCUCCAGUUUGCAACAAAUUGCCGACAUUCAACGACCGUGCGAUGUACCCGAUGGAGGGAUCAUGUGCGAUUUACUAUGGAGUGAUCCCGAUGCAGGAAUUACGGGAUGGGCAUCCAAUGAUCGAGGAGUAUCCUACGUUUUUGGCAUUGACGUGGUCAACAAGUUUUUGGAGCAGCAUGAUUUGGACUUGAUUGUCCGAGCGCACCAAGUGGUCGAAGAUGGAUACGAAUUUUUUGCGGGCCGCAAGCUUGUGACGUUGUUUUCAGCCGCCAAUUAUUGUGGCGAAUUUGACAAUGCCGGGGGCAUGCUGUCCAUUGAUGAGAAUCUUAGCUGUUCCUUUCAAAUUUUGAAGCCGAGUGGAAAGACCAAACGGCGUUUGAAACCACGAACAUCAUCAUCACAAACAGGAAAGGAGAACGAUGAUGCUAAUGAUGACAACGACAAUUCCAACAAAUCUCGAAUGGAGCUCGACUGA